Molecule: messenger RNA, 546 nt
Organism: Suillus discolor
Lineage: Eukaryota; Fungi; Basidiomycota; Agaricomycetes; Boletales; Suillaceae
Exons: 4
Coding region: 1-546 (181 amino acids)
Source: RefSeq, a predicted model, not a curated record
AUGGUUUUCUACGCAUAUGUCAAAUAUGUCACGGAUAACUCGGGCUAUCGAUACGUGAUUACCUUUGCCAGUCGCGAAGUUGCGGAUGAGUGGUGGCGUGCCGUGUCCACUUCCACCGUCACUAGUUUCGUGACUAGCGUUCAGCGUGUCAACGCCCAGUUCUACACCCAUAACGUGGGUGUGGCAAACGCCGCAGACUCCCUCACCACGACUGGGGUUGCGACCCAAUUUCUCGGCAAGCAUUAUCCCACGGCCCGAACAUUUCGCGGACCACAUCAGCGGAAACUCGUAAUCUCACCAGCAGGCACUGCAGGGACCGUCAUGAUUGGCUCUGACGAUGUCGUUAUCACGUUGACCACCUCUGAUCUGUCGGUCAACGUCGAUGCCACCACCGCUCAAGUGAUUCUUUCACUUGCUCCUCUGACGGGGUUGACUCUUAGUACCCUUUUGACCAACUUCACCGUUGGGUCUUCCUUGUCCGUCAACGACGAGACCAUGAAGGAACUCCUCUACACGGUUAAUGGGGAAGAGUGGGAACUCGCUUGA